Messenger RNA from Fopius arisanus, 2174 nucleotides. RefSeq names its product LIM and SH3 domain protein Lasp. The transcript is spliced from 6 exons. Gene Ontology annotation, molecular function: actin filament binding. The record is from RefSeq and is a predicted model, not a curated record. Gene Ontology annotation, cellular component: focal adhesion. Lineage: Eukaryota; Metazoa; Arthropoda; Insecta; Hymenoptera; Braconidae. The coding region runs from base 357 to 1316 and encodes 319 amino acids.
CAUUCCUUGCUUUUUACGAUUGAGUUGAACCGAACAUACAUACUGCAUGCUGCGCGCUUGACUGCAUUAGUCUUUUUUUUUCUCCCUUCAUUGGUAUAAUAAUCAGUGGUGUGCAUUUUUCCUCUCACAAGUACCGAAACGUCAAAGAAAGGUCAAAAUUUAAACGCGAUUUAUUUACUCAACAAUUCAUCCUCUUCCACUGUGCAGUAUCUAAUUUCAACUUUAGUCAACUCAUCGUUUAAACUUAAAUGUGUAGUUAGUGGCCGCAUGAUUGCGGAAAGAAAGGAGUGUCAAAGUGUUCUUCACUUGAUAACUAAAAGGAUAACCUAGUGAAAAUAAUAAAAGUGAAAGUUAGAAUGAACAAAACGUGCGCACGCUGCGAAAAAACGGUUUAUCCGAUAGAGGAACUCAAAUGUCUUGACAAGAUAUGGCAUAAACAAUGCUUCAAGUGUCAGGGCUGUGGGAUGACUUUGAAUAUGCGUACUUAUAAGGGAUUCAAUAAACAGCCGUAUUGCGAGGCGCAUAUACCAAAGGCAAAGGCAACUACUAUGGCAGAGACGCCUGAACUAAAGCGUAUAGCAGAGAACACGAAAAUUCAAAGUAAUGUAAAGUAUCACGCGGAGUUUGAAAAGGCCAAGGGUAAAUUCACUCAGGUUGCUGACGAUCCGGAAACAUUAAGGAUCAAACAAAACAGCAAAAUCAUUUCCAAUGUUGCAUAUCAUGGUGAACUUCAGAAAAAAGCAAUCAUGGAGCAGAAGAGAACAACGACGGGUGAAAAUGGUGAACAAAUAGAGUACGUGGAAUACUCGGAUGGAACAAUCGUUACAACUACGAAUGUGAAUGCAAAUCCAGCACCAGUACGAAUCGCCAGUCCUACACAAAGAUCACCAGGACGAAUUGCUGAUUAUGAUCCUUUAACUGAGGCGAGACCUGGUCCCUAUUCUGCCCGACAAGCAGCAACGACUGUUAUUUAUACCAGCGAUAAGGGUGCAGUGACGAAUCCACCUACAAGAAAAAUUGGCUCCGUAGCAGAUAUUGACCCAGUGAAUGAGUAUUAUGGUUCGCUCACACCUGCAAUGAAUAAUAAUCACGUACCUCCGCACCAACCACCAUUAUUACCAACUGCAAACACUCUGCGGGUGUAUCGAGCAAUGUACGAUUACGAGGCGCAGGAUUCCGACGAAGUGAGUUUUUGUGACGGGGAUCUCAUUAUAAAUUGCACUGCGAUCGACGAGGGGUGGAUGACAGGGCUUGUUCAACGAACUGGACGUCACGGAAUGCUACCGGCAAACUACGUUGAACCAGCACAAAUUUAAAUUGUUUCUUGUCAGUUCCAUUUUGUUAAGGUCCUUAAAUUUUGUUAUUAUUAGUUGCAUUGAUAGAAAUUAUUGGAAAAAGCAUUGUAAGAGAAAACUACUAUUUUUCUGUUUAUCACACUCUAAUAUUGUGAGAUUUGGAGAGUUUAAUUUAGUACCGAGAUUACAUUCUCAUUGUUGCAAUUCCUUACAUAAAACGCCCAGAGAUCUUGUCAAUCAUUCAUACAAUUGCAGUCCGCAGUUCUUUCGGCAUUCCAUUUUUUCUUUAUCGUGUAAGCUUAUUUGUUGAUUUUCCAUUUUCGAAGAUCAAUUCUUGAACUCAUGCAUUUUAUUUAUAGAAGAAAGAACUCUAUUUCGAAUAUUUUAUUCGCUUCUCAGACGUAUACUCUUUUUCUAUUAACACAGAUUGUAUGAUAAUUUAUUUUUUCAUUAAAAAAAAAUACUAACAUAGUGUAUGUAGAUGUGGGGGAGGGGCGUAACUGAACCAAGUGCCUUUUACAUGAUAGAGAUUGACGAAAUGCAAAGACUUCAAUUCGGACAUUUUUUAUUAUCUUGAUGAAUUGGUAUUUGCGUUGUAACCAAUUACAACAACGAGACAUAAAUAUUUAAUAGAAUGAAUAUUCAUCUAUCUAAACUGUGGUUACGACAUGGUGUAAAUACAGUUAUUGUAGAACCGUUGUCCGAACCAAUUUUUACGAAUUCGUUAUCUGAAACUGAAAGAAGAUCACCGAUCCUAGGUUAGACCACCACCUACAUAACUAUCUACUACUAUUGACUCUAGAUCGACAAUAAUAUUAUAAAUACUGGAUAUGGCAGAAGGAUGUUGUAAUAAUACAUAUUUUCCAUAUGUAAAUUUAA